AUGAAUUCCGCCUUUGAGUACCAUCCUAUGGGAUUUACUAUUAAUUCUGAGGCUGAUUGUCAGAAAAUUCUGCAUGAAGGCAGCCCUUCGAGUCCGUCAUGGUGCCAUGAUGCGUUGCUAGAAACAUCAAACUCCAAUUCUGCAAAAGACGCCACCCGUGAUCCAAUUUUUGCAGCUCCAUGCCUUCCGCCUGUAACUUGUCAUAUGUCUUGUUAUAUACGGCGCGCGUCCCCGCGGUUUACUGGACAGGGAAAGUGGGCCGAUGCUCCAUCUGCAGCAGAGAUUCGCUUCACUCGAAAGUAUCUUGGGGAAGAUACUAAUAUGAGUAUGAUAGAUGUACAGAAGGGCAAAGACAUAUUCCUUAAUGGCAUAAAGGAUAUGCCAGACGAAGUCAUUCAGGACACUGUCCUUGCGGCGCAAGCUGAGUGCGAACAUGCACAUUUGAUCGCCAUUGCAUCAGCUUGGGGCCUGGAGAAAAUUGAACGACACGCUUCAGCUUUUGCGGAUAUCCAAGCGAGCGCAUUCCACCUUUCGCCUUUCAAGCACCUGUGGAAAUAUCCAUUGGACAGUCAUGAAGAACGUAUAUACGACGAGUUAUAUACCUCUGACUCUUGGAUGGCUGCCCAGGACGAGGUACAGAAGCUCCCAAAAGAGCCAGGAUGUGGAUUGGAAAGGGUAGCUGCUGGGCUUAUGUUUUUUUCAGAUGCUACGCAUCUUGCAAACUUCAGGAUGGCAAAGGCCUGGCCUUUGUAUAUGUACUUUGGAAACCUGACGAAGUACACACGUUCUGCUCCAAAGUCUGGCGCAUGCCACCUUGUGGGAUUUUUGCCAUCAUGCGCGAUACCUGUGUUUGAAGGACGGUUUCCUGCUCCUCAUGAUGUGAUCGUGCAGUCUCUUUUGUAUAGAUUUGCACAAUGGCAUGCUCUUGCCAAGCUAAGACUUCACUCAGAGUCGACACUCGAUUUCCUUGAAGACACGUUCAAGAAACUCUCAAGACAGUUGCGAAAGUUCCAUGAUUGUACCUGCGCCGCCUUUAGCACUGUGGAGUUACCAAAGGAGAAGGCAGCUCGCCUACGAAAGUUUGUCCAAGGUGUGGGACCUCAUGACGCUCCUCCAGGAUCUAGCGGACCAAAGGUGAAAAUGUUCAAUUUAAACACCUACAAGUUUCAUGCAAUGGGUGAUUAUGUGCAUACCAUCAAAUUCUUCGGGACCACUGAUUCUUUUACCACUCAGAUUGGAGAGCUGGCACACAGAGCCUUAAAAUCAUUCUAUCCGCUAACUAGUAAACAUCACACAUCAGCACAGCUAGCGAAGCAUGAACGCAGGUGCCGUGUACUACGGCGAGUCGAGGAAGCAGGCAUCUCCUCCAGUAACCAGUCUGUGGCUGAUUCUCCUGCUCCACCACCAUCAUUCGACUUGAAAGGCCAUCAUUUUAUCGCAACCGGUCAGAAAAAUCCAGUCUUGUUGUUUGGGCUCCUCCAGGAAUACGACAGCGAUCCAGCUAUCAAGGUAAAUUUCUAUUGUACUCUUGGCCUGUUUGGUGCCAGUUCGCUUAUGACAGCUCUCAGAACUUUAUCUCGUGAUUGA
Molecule: messenger RNA, 1587 nt
Organism: Suillus subalutaceus
Lineage: Eukaryota; Fungi; Basidiomycota; Agaricomycetes; Boletales; Suillaceae
Exons: 6
Coding region: 1-1587 (528 amino acids)
Source: RefSeq, a predicted model, not a curated record